AUGCUGCAGAGUUUUAAGCCAAAGCCGGGUGUUUGUGAGCAGGCGCGGGCGGAGGACAGCUGCUGCCGCCUCGGUGCAUUGUGGUCCGGUCCCCGCUCUUGUGGAUCCUCCGCUGACCUGAGCCUGCAGUGGCUCACACGCUUCGCAGAGCUCAAGGGCACAGGCUGCAAGGUGCCACAAGAAGUGUUACAGAAGCUGCUUGAAAGUUUACAAGAAAACCACUAUCAAGAGGAUGAGCAGUUUCUGGGGGCAGUUAUGCCUCGACUAGGCAUAGGCAUGGACACGUGUGUCAUCCCCCUCAGACAUGGAGGCCUUUCACUAGUUCAAACUACAGAUUAUAUCUAUCCCAUUGUAGAUGACCCCUACAUGAUGGGUAGGAUUGCAUGUGCCAAUGUUUUAAGUGACUUGUAUGCUAUGGGGGUAACGGAAUGUGACAACAUGCUAAUGCUUCUGGGCGUUAGCAACAAAAUGUCAGAGAAGGAACGUGAUAGGGUCAUGCCACUAAUCAUCCAAGGCUUCAAAGAUGCGUCUGAAGAGGCCGGGACAUCUGUGACAGGAGGGCAGACCGUACUGAACCCAUGGGUGGUGAUGGGAGGUGUGGCCACAACAGUGUGUCAGCCUAACGAGUUCAUCAUGCCCGACAACGCUGUUCCUGGAGACGUGCUCGUGUUGACUAAGCCUUUGGGGACACAAGUAGCUGUAGCAGUGCACCAGUGGCUAGAUAUUCCUGAGAAAUGGAACAAGAUUAAGCUCGUUGUAACUCAAGAAGACGUAGAACUGGCCUACCAUGAAGCCAUGCUGAACAUGGCCCGGCUCAACAGGACAGCGGCUGGUCUCAUGCAUACCUUCAACGCCCAUGCAGCCACGGACAUCACAGGAUUUGGGAUUUUAGGCCACGCACAAACUCUGUCAAAGCAGCAGAGGAGCGAGGUCUCCUUCGUCAUCCACAACCUCCCGGUGCUCGCCAAGAUGGCCGCCGUGUCUAAGGCCUGUGGGAACAUGUUUGGGCUCAUGCACGGCACCUGCCCCGAAACCUCAGGAGGCCUUCUCAUCUGCCUGCCCCGGGAACAAGCCGCACGUUUCUGCGCGGAAAUCAAAUCGCCGAAAUACGGAGAGGGCCACCAGGCGUGGAUCAUCGGCAUCGUAGAGAAAGGAAACCGCACAGCCCGCAUCAUCGACAAGCCCCGAAUCAUAGAAGUAGCUCCGCAGGCCGCCACCCAGAAUGUCAACCCCACCCCCGGCGCCACCUCCUAA
Messenger RNA from Knipowitschia caucasica, 1254 nucleotides. The record is from the annotation of a GenBank genome assembly. NCBI's taxonomy places the organism in Eukaryota, Metazoa, Chordata, Actinopteri, Gobiiformes, Gobiidae.